AUGUCCCUCCAACCAACCAACCUCCCCAUCGACCGCACAACCACCCCACCCUUCCUCCUCCGCCUCUUCUACCGACCCUCGCAACCGCUCCUCCCACACGAGUUCUCCAUCGCACCACCAGCAGACACCUCAAACAUCCCCGACUACACAUCCCUCCUCCCACCUUCGAUCCGCCAAAACAGCGUACAGAUCUACACCUGGCCAACAUGCACUCUCAGCGAACUUACAGGGCUGCUUACAAGCGUUUUACCGGAAAGCCUACUACCACGCCCAAGUGCAGGGACAAGGCUGGUCUUCAAACUAAUCUUCCCGGACACCCGAGGCAUGGUCGAUGAACGAGGGAGAGGGAGGUGGAUGGACAAGCAUCUCGGCUCCGUGGUCAUUGGCGCUUCAGCUCCGGCUGAUCGGACGGAGGAUGAGGACGAAGUAAUGGGCGAUGCGAAGGAGAGCACUGUGCUAGAAGGGGAUGCAGAGAAGACGCUCUCGGACGCGCGAUUCGUGAUUGGGGAUUAUGUGGCUUGCACCAUCAUGCCGCCUGGAGCUGAUGGGAGAGUCGCGCCGAUGCCGCCGCCGGCGAUGUCGGGACGGGGUGGGAGGGAUGUGUAUGCUGCGCCGAGGGGAAGGGAGAACGGGUAUGGGCCUCCUAGAGGAGGCAGCUAUCGAGGGUCGUAUGGUGGGAGGGGAGGUGCGGCGCCGCCGAUGGGUGACUGGCGGAGGGGAGAGAGGCCGCCGCCUCCUGUGGCUCCGUUUGGUGGAGGAGGUUACGGGGGCGGAUAUGGAGGAGGUGGAUACAGAGGCGGUGGAUAUCGGGGCGGUGGAGAACGAAGACCGUACUAG
Messenger RNA from Saxophila tyrrhenica, 837 nucleotides. RefSeq lists its product as uncharacterized. The transcript has a single exon. Lineage: Eukaryota; Fungi; Ascomycota; Dothideomycetes; Mycosphaerellales; Extremaceae. The record is from RefSeq and is a predicted model, not a curated record. Bases 1 to 837 code for a protein of 278 amino acids. Gene Ontology annotation, molecular function: transcription factor binding. Gene Ontology annotation, cellular component: nucleus.